Messenger RNA from Elephantulus edwardii (Cape elephant shrew), 1665 nucleotides. RefSeq names its product perforin-1-like. Gene Ontology annotation, molecular function: pore-forming activity; calcium ion binding. Gene Ontology annotation, biological process: leukocyte mediated cytotoxicity. The transcript has 2 exons. The record is from RefSeq and is a predicted model, not a curated record. NCBI's taxonomy places the organism in Eukaryota, Metazoa, Chordata, Mammalia, Macroscelidea, Macroscelididae. Bases 1 to 1665 code for a protein of 554 amino acids.
AUGGCCGCCUGGGUGCUCCCCCUGGGCAUUCUCCUCCUGCUGCCCUCACCUGUCCCAGCUCCCUGUCACAUCGCCAAGGGCUCUGAGUGCCAACGGGCUCGACGUUUAGUGCCUGGUGUGGAGCUGGCUGGAGAAGGUGUGGAUGUGACCACCCUCCAGCGUUCAGGCUACAUCUUAGUGGACAGAAAGCGCCUCCGGAGGUCUGACGGUACCUGCACCCUCUGCCGCAACACCCAGAAGCCAGGCAGCCUUUGGCUCCUGCCCUUGGCCUUCACCGACUGGCGUGCCCAGGGCGCUGCCUGCCAACGCCAGGUGAUCAAGACCAACAUCGUCUCCACAGAGGGUGUGGCCAAUGAACUGGCCAAAAGUAUCACCAACAACUGGAAACUUGGGCUGGACGUGAACGUCAAGCCAGAUAGCAACACGCAUGUGACCAUGGCCGGCUCGCAUUCCAAGGCAGCCAACUUUGCUGCAGAGAAGACUCACCAAGACCAGUACAGCUUCAGCAGGGACCUGGUGGAGUGUCGCUUCUACAGCUUUCGUGUGGUGCAUGAUCCCCCACUGCACCCUGAUUUCAAGCGGGCCAUCAAGGACUUACCUCCCCACUUCAACACCUCUACGGAGCCCGACUACUUCAGGCUCAUCUCUAACUAUGGCACCCACUUCACCAGGGCCGUGCACCUGGGUGGCCAGGUCUCAGCCAUCACUGCUUUGCAAACCUGCAAGCUGGCCCUGGAAGGGCUCUCAUCCAACGAGGUAAGUGACUGCCUGGACACUGAGGCAGCCCUCAGCAUAGGCAGCAUAAUCAGCUCCUCUUCAGAAGUCAAGGCCUGCGAGGAAAAGAAGCGUCAGCACAAGAUGACAGCCAGCUUCCACCAGGUCUACAGGGAGCGCUAUUCCGAAGUGAUUGGGGGCCACCACACCUCCAUGCCUGAUCUGCUGUUCGGGACACAGGCCGGGCCUGAGCAGUUCACCAACUGGAUGACUUCACUGCAGGACAACCCCGGCCUGGUGGACUACAGCUUGGAGCCACUCCACAUCCUUGUGAAGAAAGAAAACCCCCGGCGGGAGGCCCUGAGACGGGCUGUGAGUAAAUACGUGAGGGGCAGGGCAAGAUGGAGGAACUGCAGCCAGUCCUGUCCCCCGGGACAGUGGAAGAACCCCCGUAACCCAUGUCAGUGUAUGUGCCCGGCCUCAGGGGUCACCAACCAGGACUGCUGCCCCCGAGAGAAGGGCCUGGCUCAGCUGAAGGUGGAGAAGUUCCAGGCAACAGGCUUGUGGGGAGACAAUACCACUCCUACUGAUGCUUACCUCAAGGUCUUCUUUGGAACCAGGGAGCAGAGGACAAACACCGUGUGGAACAACAACAACCCCACGUGGACAAUAAAACUGGACUUUGGGGAUGUGCGCCUGUCCACAGCGGAGCACCUGAAGGUGGAGGUCUGGGACGCGGAUUACGGAUGGGACGAUGACCUCCUGGGAGUCUGUGACAAGGCUCUACACUCUGGCACGCAUGAGGUGAAUUGUAAGCUGUCCCACGGUCAACUGACAUUCCAGUAUCAUGCCAAGUGCCUGCCCCACCUGACAGGGAAUACCUGCCGGGAGUACGCCCCCCAAAAACGUUUAGGGGAGCCACCAGGAAACCAAAGUGGGGCAGUGUGGUGA